GCAGCCUGCCCUGCCCGACCUCCUCAGGAAGAGUACUGGAGAAAAGGGCAAACGUUCCUUCAGUGCAACUGAGCCUCUACCUGCCUGGCACUGGUCACAGCUCAGCUUCCUCACUAUGGUGGUCCCCAGUGGCAAUGAAUCCAGUGCUACAUAUUUCAUUCUAAUAGGCCUCCCAGGCUUGGAAGAAGCUCAGUUCUGGUUGGCCUUCCCACUGUUCUCCCUCUACGUUAUUGCUGUUCUAGGUAACUUGAUGAUCAUCUACGUUGUGCGGACUGAGCACAGCCUACAUGAACCCAUGUACAUCUUUCUUUGCAUGCUUUCUGGCCUUGACAUCCUCAUCUCCACCUCAUCCAUGCCCAAAAUGAUGGCCAUCUUCUGGUUCAACUCCACUACCAUCCAGUUUGAUGCUUGUCUGCUACAGAUGUUUGCCAUCCACUCCUUAUCUGGCAUGGAGUCCACGGUACUGCUGGCCAUGGCCUUUGACCGCUAUGUGGCCAUCUGCCACCCUCUACGCCAUGCCACUGUGCUAACAUUGCCUCGUGUUACCAAGAUUGGCAUGGCUGCUGUAGUACGGGGUGCUGCACUUAUGGCACCCCUGCCUGUCUUCAUCAAACAGCUGCCUUUCUGCCAUUCCAAUAUCCUUUCCCAUUCCUACUGCCUACACCAAGAUGUCAUGAAGCUGGCUUGUGCUGACAUCCGUGUCAAUAUCAUCUAUGGCCUCAUUGUCAUCAUCUCUGCCAUUGGCUUGGACUCACUUCUCAUCUCCUUGUCAUAUCUUCUUAUCCUCAAGACUGUGUUGGGUUUGACACGUGAAGCCCAGGCAAAGGCAUUUGGCACUUGUGUCUCUCAUGUGUGUGCUGUUUUCAUAUUCUAUGUACCAUUCAUUGGAUUGUCUAUUGUGCACCGUUUUGGCAAGCGGCAUGACUCCCUCCUACCUAUCAUCAUGGCCAACACCUACCUGCUUGUUCCUCCCGUGCUCAACCCUAUUGUCUAUGGAGUGAAGACAAAGGAGAUCCGGCAGCGCAUCAUACGUCUUUUCCAUGUGACCACCCACACUUCAGAUCCCUAGGGGUCAGUGAUCAAACUUCUUUUUCAUUCAAAGUCCUUCAAUUCAGAUAUUAAUAUCAAGAUUUUGGAAGAAAGUAUUAGGAAAAAAAUCUUCCAUAAUAAAAACACAAUGGAUCUUUCGAAGAUGAAACUGGUUGGAGAAUCUCCAUGUGGAUAGGGGCAGCAGAACCAUAUCCUCCCAAUCCCCAUUUUUCACUAUCAUUUUUCCUUUUAGUUCUUCUCUGUAUAUAAUUAUUAGGACCCCAAGGUGAUUGUGGUUGGAGGGUUAUUAGUCCCCAUUUAACCAUUCAGUCCAAAUCUCUAAAUUGCUUGCACUGAAAGUCCACAGCAUUCUGAGAUAAGUGUUGUAUGUCUAAAGAAUGUUUACCAAAGACUUAAACAUGGCAAAAGUAAAUGACAUAAGAAUACAAUACCAUCAGAUAAUCUGAUUUAAAACUAUAAUUUCCUCUUCAGAAUCCCCUACCAUGUUGGAUCUCAGAAAAAGAGACAUACCUGGAUUUCCUU
This is a messenger RNA of Equus quagga, 1572 nucleotides long. Its product is annotated as olfactory receptor 51E1. Gene Ontology annotation, cellular component: membrane. Gene Ontology annotation, biological process: G protein-coupled receptor signaling pathway. The record is from RefSeq and is a predicted model, not a curated record. Bases 116 to 1069 code for a protein of 317 amino acids. Gene Ontology annotation, molecular function: G protein-coupled receptor activity; olfactory receptor activity. NCBI's taxonomy places the organism in Eukaryota, Metazoa, Chordata, Mammalia, Perissodactyla, Equidae. The transcript has 2 exons.